Molecule: messenger RNA, 633 nt
Organism: Trypanosoma theileri
Lineage: Eukaryota; Euglenozoa; Kinetoplastea; Trypanosomatida; Trypanosomatidae
Product: putative retrotransposon hot spot (RHS) protein
Exons: 1
Source: RefSeq, a predicted model, not a curated record
AUGAAUGAAGAGGAAGAAUUAGCAGGUGUGGAACACACGCAUGGUGAAGUGAUGUCAAGAAGAGAAGGAGAAAAUGAUCCUGAUCAACCGCCAGCGGGACGUGCAAGAGUGGAAGUUGUACCUCAACCCAAGUGGACAUUGAACACCAGAGUCAGGGAAAUACUUCUAGAUGGAUUGAAUAUCCCGGAGACACCUAAACUAAAUGAUUUCCUCCGCAAUAAUGUGGGUGGCAGGGGUGUUGUUGAUUCCAAUGAGAAUGUUACCAUGGAAGCAUUUGUCAUACAACCAGAUAUGUAUAUAGAGAAUAAAAAACUAAGGGAUCAUAUUACUGCAUUGCCCGCCUACGAGAGAAUAAAGGAAAAUAUGGGGAUUCUGCGGGAGGUUGCAAACAAUCUUGAAAAAGCAGGAGUUUAUUAUCUGCAGCAAUGGGAUGAAUUCACAGAGAAGGAGAGUAUUCUUUUAAUGGCAAGGGGAAAGCUGGAUGGAGCUCUUAAUAUUGCAAAGGGGAAGAAGUUUGUUUCUCAGUUAGCGACAUCUGUGGUAAUGGAAGGUGCAUAUGAAUCUGUGUAUACUGCGACAUGGCACUAUGUGGAGGGUGUUGGUGGUGAGGGAUUCGGUAUGCGAGUGAAAGAG